Molecule: messenger RNA, 10279 nt
Organism: Pocillopora meandrina
Lineage: Eukaryota; Metazoa; Cnidaria; Anthozoa; Scleractinia; Pocilloporidae
Source: the annotation of a GenBank genome assembly
AUGAUCUCACAAUUCAUAGGGUGCGUGAGUGUGACUGUUUGCCUCAUUCUGGUAGUAAUUGUCUACUGGAGGAUUUAUAUAAUUUUAAAGCGACACAAAAAUCAGAUUGAAGAACUUCUGAUCCAAGAAGUACAACAGGGAGUUAAAAAUGGCGACUUAUCAAACUUUUUGCGGAAGCUUAGAAGGUCAGCUCUUGGAACAUUUUACGCAUGUAUUGUGUUCUUGAUUUGUUAUUUGCCUUCCUAUAUUCUCUCUUUUUUAUUCAUGGCUCGCCUUUUAAGUUCAAUCUCUUACAACAAUGCUUGGCCCCAUACAACGACUUUGUUUUUCCUCAACUCGUCUUUGAACCCUGUUAUUUACUGCUGGAAGAUGGGACCCAUUCGUCGCGCUCUCAUGGACAUAAUGCGAGGCAUCGUCAAUCGGUUCAGACAAUAGCAUUUGUUUUGAGGAAUUGUUGUUGUAAAUAUAAGCUUCUAGAAAUGUCCAGAAUGCUUAGUCAUGCUGACAUGUGCACCAUAGAACUUUCUAGAACAUUUGAUCAAGUCACACAACUAUUACGUAAUACUACUAAAAUAGUUCUUUUGUAAGCUUCUGGAAUGUUCCAGAACACUUUGUGGAUGUAUAUAAGGACCCAGUUGUGUAGUUGUAAUAGUUGUUGUUGCUGUCGGGAGUGACCGACUUUUGAGAAAGCUAUACCGUGAGAGAGAGCUAGAGUGGAAGAUUGCUAAUUUCAAGAAACGUUUGAGGAAACUGUGAGUUCUUCUCAACGUCGAGCUAAGAUAUAGACUGUGGUGGGCUAAAGUAAGUUGAUGGAGUAUAAGUACUAUACUGCCUCUAAGAGUCACUCCUUAUUAAGAAAUCACUCGACAAAUAAAGUAGUUGGGUUUGUGGGAUUGAAGCGUUUUUCUGUCGGUUAGAUUAUACUGUAACACAUUGAUUGGGUUCGUUUCUGAUGCCAAUUCACUGUGCUUAGGAUAAGAGCCUCGGCCAUCGUCAAAUUAAACUUGAUUGUCGAAAGUGCGUAAGGAAAACUGAGGGAGGAUGUGCUUUAACGGUUAGGAAAACUACACAGUGAGGUACUAUAAAGUCAAGCAUAAGAAAGUAUCAGUUGUAGUUUUAAACGUAUUUUGUAUGAGAAAUUUGAAAAUGACCAGAAAGCUUCCUCGCUACUUGAAAUAUUAUUUCAAAGUCAUGUCAUCAUUUGACUUAUGUAUUUUUAAUUGUCGAUAGGAUACUAAAUUAUCAGUUAACCCGAUGUUUAGGUCGAUAGUGUAAUAAGGGCCACAAGUUCAUCAGUGAAUUAAAUAUACAAAACCGACGUUUAGGUUGCAGCUUAUAGUUUAAAGUAAUAAGGGACUAAACUUGGUGGUUGUCCGUCAUCAAAGUCUUUUUAGUAACCCGGGCACUUAUUUACAUAGGCAAAGAGAGAAGGCCUAUGCAUUUUAUGCAAAUUACACGAAAUACAAGGAUCUCUGCGCUUUUUACCAAGACAGUUAGUCCGUAAGCCUCAAUUUUCCACUAUUUUUUAAAUUGUACCCUGCGCUAAUCACCGCUGUUCUCGGCUACUCUCAUUGUUUUUGUUAUAUUGGAACUUUUUUUAGUGUUUGUCUACCACAGGACACAAAUACUUAUUUUAAAAUAAACAAUACUCUUUCAAGGUGAAGAGACCUCAGAUUACAUGAAGUAGCUUCUUAAUAACUCCAGUCGGCGGAAGAUCGAUUCCUCAGAUCCCCCUGUGCACACCCAGCAAAGGACAAACUGAACAGUUUAUUAGGUCCUGUCACCCAAGUAGAAGAGGACGUUGACAGAAUACAAACGCUGCUUAAAGAAACAUUUUAUUUUAACUAUUUUAUAGAUAAUUUAAUUUCUUAUUUCACAUUAGUUUUUACAUUUAUUUGUAUGUAUACAUAUAAACAUCCCCUUCGUACAAUGUACCUUUAUUCCAAAAGCCCUUUUGGGACAACCUAAGUAUGUCAGUCUAUAUUUGUUAACCGCCAUUUCUGAGAUAUUAGUUUACGCGAUUUUUACCUACGUUGUUUUGCUCACAAGAUUGCGAAUAAAUAACUACCUCGUCCUCCUUUCCGUCGAAAUACAUUUCCCAUCCCUCAUUGGAACCUCUUCUUUGGUUUUUCUUCCCCUUCUGAACGGCGUUGAAAGAUUGAGUUCAGAAAAAGUAAGUUCAGUGAAUAAAACUUGAACCUUCUGCAAACCAAGCGCGUUCAAUAAGGUUUCCGCGUUGCUCUCAAUCUGGUGGCGUCCAUGGUUUUAUAUGCAUUUGAGGACAGCGUUUAGAAGCAGGAUAGGUUAUUGUUUUGAAUCUCGAGACCCAAUAGGUACUUCCUGAUACUGUAUGGUUUCUAAAACAGGAGCAUAAUUCUCCCUUCACAAAAUCGAUUUUUCAAAGUCGAACGUCACCUUGACUUUAAUGUCAUUGAUAAGCGGACAACGUCGAAAGUUGGACGGAGUCUUACGACAUCCAGAAUUUGACAGAGCCGAUAAAUAAGACGGAGCCAGAUUGAUACCUCGCAAAGGGAGUUAAAAUUGGAUGGAGUUUCCAUCUGGACGAGGUCCCGAAUGGAACGGAGCCCUGAAUUGGAAUUUUCAAUUAACGGAAUGAGUCUCAUUCCAACCAACAUUAAAUGAAAAACUGAAUGCCAGAAAAUGCCUCUCUAAAAUUGGAAUGCGCUUGGAAUAAGACGGUGGAUUGCAGAAUGAAUAUCGCUCUCACAGUCCAAAAUCAUGGCUUACGAUAGGUGUAUACUUUUCGUUGUGUGUCUAGUAUAGCGUGUCGAAUUUGUCUCAUCCUUCAGCCGAAAAUAGCAGGGUUUAGUGAUGAAUUGAAGAACAUAAGCGCAUGUCUAUAAAGUGAAAAACUAGUUGUUACAAUAUUGGGGCCGGUAAUUGCACGGGCAGCCAAAAGGAUAAAGCGAGGGAAAUAUCAAACCAAGAACGCAAAGUAAAGGUAUAAAACACCGACAGCAGUUUUCAUGAUCCUUGCUACAUCUCGCUAUUUUGUCCAACUUACGCCUCUAGUUUUCGUGGUUGCUGAAUUUGCCUUUUGUGGCGUCGUGUAAUAAAACAGAUCUUGUAAUAGAUUGCUGUAGUGACAAGAAGGCAAAAGGUUCCAAUACCUGACAUGAUUACCGUGAGUACAGCAUAAGGAACGAGGAAUAUUGUCGAAUUCCUAUGUAAAGGUAGGAAUCCCUUCUCACCUCAUUAUAAACAGUGCCACAUGGAAGUUCUGUCCAUUUGCAUUCAUAUGAUUGCACGUAUGGAUGAUUCCAUAAUAUAUAGCACCACAUAAAAUUUUUUUGUCCAGCAUAAUGGCACAAGAUCCACGUGGAGUGUUCUUAUGCGCACAAUUUUUAGGGUUCUGCAUUUUCAAUAUAACCUGAAUUCAAAAUUCUCUAUUUGCAAUAGUGAACAAACUUUAAUCAGCAGAUUAUUUAGAGAGAAAAAUUAAGGAAAAUCAUUUUGUUUAUUUAUUAGUAAAGUGGCAACUGGCUUUAAUUUGCUUCCGAGUAGUUGACAGAUGGAGCAAGACUCUUGACCAAUCACUUUACGAUGUAAAGCGAAACUAUUACGAUCCAUGAAACCGCUCAUUUGCAGACUUCUUUUCACUUAUGUACGAAAUAAAUUUAUAGUCCUGUCAUUUGCCUAUUUGUUGUUUUUUUUAUUAUUUCUUUACUUACUGACUCUAACAGUCUAAAGUUUUUCAUAUUUAAACAUAAAAUCGCAUUUUUCACUUCUAAUUUACAUGAAUUAAUGUUAGAAAAAUACAAGCCCUCCUUUUUUAUUUACAACAGCCGUCAACAUAAACAAUAACCAAACUUCUUGUAUUCUUUUCGCUUAAGUGCUUUAUGCAGAAUUAGCGUUUGAUAAAAUGUCUUAUCUGUAUUUCUUUUGGUUUAAAUAUGUAAAAAUACUGUCUCUGAAUAUGUCUUCCGUGUAUCCAAACGAAUUUAGAAAUAGGGAAACAUAUUUUAAGCGUUCUUUUAUUAAUUGACCAUAAUGUUUCGUUUAUUCACUUUGAUAGAUGAAAAAUAUGUAAAUGACAGCUCUCUUUUAAAUUACCUUUUUUCAGGUAAAAAUCCCAUGUUUAGUUAAAAUGUCUUGAAGCAUUAAACACAAAAUUUGUUUUAGUUCUAACCAGCGCCGAGUGAAAGCGAUACUCGAUGCUUUUUUCAAAAAUACAAAUGACAGAGUUGAAGACAUUUUGACUGUACGUACAGAUGGCUUCGAUUAUGUUCUAUCCUCGUGAUUGACAGCUAAGUAUGACUUUAAACUUUCUGUAUUAAAAUAUCCAAAAAUAUCAGAGCCACUGUAGUUUUGACGUUCAGCUCUCAUGGCGAAAAAAGUUUGCGAUAUUCUCAACGAGUCUCUUUAUGGAACCUCAGCGGAUUUUGAAGAUUUUCGUCCGGCACUUGUCGCUAAUUGUGUUUUCAACAGCUUUUUGUCUUAUACAAACAUCUUUUUGAACAUUAUUACCAUCCAAGCGAUAAUGAAAACCGUGUUGUUGCCAAAACCUUUGAGAACAUUAUUACUGAGCCUAGUUGCCACCGAUGUUGGGGUUGGUCUGUUGGUCCAACCACUCUACAUUUCUACCUUGGCCGGCAGGUUAAAACAAAAACGUAUCGACUGCAUUUACGACAAGGGGUUGUCCGUCGUCACCAAUUUCUUUUGUAUAUCCUCGUUCUUUAAUGUUGUAACCAUAAGUGUGGACAGGUUUUUAGCUGUUCAUCUUCAUCUCAGAUAUCAAGAACAUGUCACUCACAAGCGCGUAAUUGCCGCCGUGAUAUCAACAUGGCUGUUAAGCGCAAUUAUUUCUUCUUAUGUCUUUUGGGAUCCGUUGUUUAUCAUCUCGCAAGUCAUAGGGCUCGUGAUUAUAACUGGCUGCUUCAUUCUGGUAGUAAUUGUGUACUGGAGGAUUUAUAUAGUCUUAAAGCGACACAAAAACCAGAUGGAAGAACUUCAAAUCCAAGAAGUACAACAGGGAGUUCAAAAUGGCGACUUAUCGAACAUUUUAAAGCUUAGAAAGUCAGCUUUUGGAACAUUUUAUGCAUGUAUUGUGUUCUUGAUUUGUUAUUUGCCUUCCUAUAUUCUCUCUUUUUUAUUCCUGGCUCGCCUUUUAAGUUCAAUCUCUUACUACAAAGCUUGGCCCUAUACAACGACUUUGUUUUUCCUCAACUCGUCUUUAAACCCUAUUAUAUACUGCUGGAAGAUGGGAUCUAUUCGUCGCACUCUCAUGGACAUAAUGCGAGGCAUCGUCAAUCGGUUCAGAGAAUAGUUCGUUUCUGAUGCCAGUUCACAAUGCAUAAGAUAAGAACCUUGGCCAUCGCACGCUUAAACUGGAUUUAUCAACGACAACUGAGAGACCAAGAACUUUAACGGUUAGGAAAAUUACACAAUAGAGUACUCCAGAAUCAAGCGUAAGAGAGUAUCAGUUGUUAGUUUCAAGCGCAUUUUGCGUGAGAAAUUUAUAAAUAACCAGAAAGUUUCUCUGUUACUUAAAAUAUGAUUUUAAGGUUAUCAUCAAUUGAUGUAUGUAUUUUUAUUCGUCGAUUGGAUAAUAAAGUUAUAACCUUGUGAAGUGUAUAACUUGUGAAUUAAAUACAAAACCGAUUUUUUUAGGUCGCCUUAUAAUGUAAUAAGGGCCACGAGUUCAUCAGCGUUUUUACUACAGUUAAAUGUAACCCUCUUUAAAUAAAGCCUCUAAAUGCUUGCGAUCACGCAUAGACUUCCAGAAUUGAGUUGUGCAGUUUCUUAUCUAUAGAAUAAUAUUAAGUCGACUAGACUUGAUGGUUGUCCAUUCUACAAAAAUUCUUAACCUUGUCAAUAGUAACCCGAGCACGUACGUACUCAGGAAAAGAAUGACGGUUAUGCAUUUUAUGCUAAUUGCACAAAGUAAGAGGAUCUCUACGCCUUUCACUCAGACGGUUAGUCCGUUUUAAAAGAUUUAGCCUCAAUUUUCACCUUUUUAAUUGGAAGUGAGUCUCGCUGUGAUGCAGCGUAAGCGGGACUUAUAAUUUAAUUUGGAAUUCUUAAAUUAUAUGGGAGGUUGCCUUAUGUUUUCCUUUGAGAGCUGUUUGUCUCACCUACAUAAAUCUGGUUUCUCUAUUUUUGUUUAUGUAGCAAGCUAAAUACGUCACACAUCAUGGUUCUUACUUAUGAUUUACUAGAGGACGGACACAAAGAUGACUUCACUAUGAACGACUUUUUUCUUUUUUUUAUCAAAUAACACAAAUGGACUCCAUUUUGCUGUGGGUCUGUACAGUAAUAGAUCACAUGACCUUACAUAGAUUAUGACGUCAUCUCUGAUCUGUUACUAUGAGUAGCGAGAUUUGAUCAAAGAUGUACCUCAUGUGCAAUUUCAUAUCUACUCGUGUAGGAAGCAAUGCUCAUCUGAAUUUUAGUAAUAGGAAUUAUAGUAAUUAUUGGGAUUUCUCGUAAUAACAUUUCUUGGCGCCUUACUUUUAUUACGAGGCCAUCUGAUGUCCUUUAGCCGAAUUCGUUUGAUUCGUUUCGAUCGCUUUUUGCAUGAUUUAUUUUUUAUUGUCUGAGCAUCUGGCAGAAUUUUCAAUACCAUCUUCAUUCUACUAUGCACGGGUAUUUUGAAUCGUUUUUAACAACAACCUUCUUGAAACACGUAAAUCGCUCUGACGAAGGGCUAAGGCUCGAAACACCAGCUUUAAAACUCUUUACGGUGGCCAAUUUACGUUAUCAACUCAGUUCAUAAUACUAAAUUACCCUGUUAUACUCUUCCACCGACGCAGCGGCACAGUUUCUUAAGAAAAUUACCGUCCUUAAUUAAAAUAUAUAUUAAGCAAGAUAGAAAAACAACCAAACGGAAAGGAUGAACCUAAAAUUUCACAGUGUGUUUGAGGGUUGCGUAUAUUUGCGCCUAUUGCAAAUGACAAUCUUAUGACAAUUUACUUUUAGGGGGUUUGAAGGAAGGCAUUAGCCCCAUUCCUCUCCCGGUCGAAAAUUGCGGAAAUGAGACUGAUGACGAGUGUAGUUUGGAUUCAAAUUGUUUUCAUGAAACAAAAUGCUGUUCGGAUUCUUGUCAGAUGUUGUGCGUUCAGCCUCCACGAAGUCUCCUAUAUUUCCUUUGUUGUCGCCUUUCAUAACUUAGGGACUUUGAAAGUAUAAACAGAGAGGUGCCAAAAAAGGCUUAGUGAAACAAUGCCCCUGCGCCCCCUCCCCCCAAGAAAAAGUUGAAAAGUGUGCUACUCAAGCAAUUGAAUUCCUUGAAAGUGGAAGCCUUAACUUUUUCUGUAAUUAACAGACCUCGUAAGUGCGCCGUCUAAGUCUUUCAGUUAAACGGCCAAAAUCGGCUAAUGGCAAAUCUUGCAAUUGUCGAUUUUCAUUCCCAGCCGAGAGAAAUGCCAACACCAAAGCCACUGAAUACGUAACUUUCGGUUUCUUUUUGAAUAUUGGUUUUCUUAUCCUUCUAAAGAAGUUUUUAGAGUUUUAGCCGCCAUAAUUCGUUAAAGUUCCAACAAAUAACUUGUAUUGAGAAUCGUGAAGGCUUUGCCGUUCAUUCAUCAACCUGACCAAGUGGCGCCAAAGGCCAGCACGUGUCAGCAGCUAAUUGGCUAUAUCCGCACACAUGAAAAAAUACCAUAUUUUUUCACGUGUGUUGUUACGACUUUUCUCAGGGCCGGAUAUCCCUUUAUAACAGCGCAGUUUAUGUGAUAAAAGAUGUUAUCCAGGCCAGGACCACCUUGUACCGCAUAAUUAACUGUACCUCAUUUAAGUGCUACGUUUUAGCUUUCAUUUAAAUGGUAAAACACUAGAUUGUCAUCCACACCAAACUAGAAUCACCUAGGACAGUAUAUUAAAAAAAAAAAUUAACACGCUUCAUUUGAAUGCGUCUUAUUCACGGGCGUAAAGAUAGGAAUUCCUUCUCACCUCAUUGCAAACAGUACCAUUUGCAUUUAUAUGCAUGAUUGCACACACAUAUAUAUGGUUGCAUAACAUACAGAACCUCGUGACAACAGUCUUCGUCAAGUAUAAUGGCACAAGAUUUAGAUGGAGUAUUCUGACUUAUCCAUACAAUUUUCAGGGUGCUGCUUUUUCAAUACAACCUGAAUUCAAGAUCCUCUAUUUGCAAUAGUGGACAAACUUCAACCAGCAGAUUAUUUGGAGAGAAAAAUUUAGGAGAAUCAUUUUGUUUAUUUAUUAACAAAGUGGCGACUGGCUUUAAUUUGCUUCCGAGUAGCUGACAGAUGGAGCAAACUUCUUGACCAAACCGAAACUAAGACAAUCCCUGACACCGCUCAUUCGCAGACUUCUUUUCAAUUCUGUACAAAAUAAAUUUACAGUCCUGUCAUUUGCCUAUUCGUUGUUUUACUAUUCUUUCUUUACUUACUGAACCUAACAGGCUAAAGUAUUUCAUGUUCCAACACAAUAUCGCAUUUUCCACUUCUAAUUUACGUGUAUUAAUGUUACAUUUAAAAUACCAGCCCUCAUUUUUUAUUUACAUUCGUCAACAUAAACAAUAGUCAAACUUCCUGUAGUCUUUCCGUUUAAGUGCUUGAUGCAGAAUUAUUGUUUGAUGAAAUGUUUAAUCUGUAUUCCUUUCGGUUGAAAUAUGUUAAAAUAUUACAUGGCCAUUGCAUGACUUUUUCUGAGCUCAGUGCUGUUCAUGAACUAAAGUGGUUCCGGGACUUGAGAGGAGGUGGUAAACAUGAGAGCCGAACGCGGUCGUCAGAAAGGGAGGGUUUGUAUUUAUUCACCCCCGAAAAAUAUUCCCAAGCUACUCUAAUACGACUGAAAAAUGUGUAGGUAUUACCUCAGUUUAGUAAGUUUGCCGAACAUUCUGAAUACCUCCUAGAUUCGCCACAAACAAGUGCGUAAUUUAUUCGUAAUAAUUGUUCGGCUUUCUCUCCCCACCCCUCUCCAACCAUAAAAUGCUCGGUCUAUAAAGAUGUAUUCAGUGUAUUCAGACGAAUUUAUUUAUAAAGAAACAUAUGUCAAGUGCCCUUUAAUUUAACUGACUACUAAUGUUUCGUAUAUUCAUUGUGAUAGAUGAAAAAUAUGUUAAUGACAGCCUUCCUUUAAAUUUUUUUUUUCUAGAUGUAGAUCCCAUGUUUAGUUAAAAUUUCUUGAAGCAUUAAACAGAAAAUUUGUUUUAGUUCUUAAAGACAUCGAUUUAAAGCGGUACUGGAUGCUUUUUUCAAAAAUUCAAAUGCCAGAGUUGAAGACAUCUUGAGUGUACGUACAGCUGGUUUCUAUUGUGUUAUAUGCUUGUAAUUGACAGCUACAUAUGACUUAAAAUUUUCCAUUUCAGAAUCGGAAAAUAUCAGAGCCACAGUAGUUUUAACGCUCAGCUCUCAUGGCGGAAAACGUUUGCGACAUUCUCAAAGAGUUUUUCUUUGGAACCUCCGCGGAUGUUGACGAUUUUCGUCCGGCACUCGUCGCUAAUUGUGUCUUCAACAGCUUUUUGUCUUAUAUAACCAUCAUUUCGAACAUUGUUACCAUCCAUGCGAUAAGGAAAACCAUUUUGUUGCCAAAACCUUUGAGAACGUUAUUACUGAGCCUGGCUGCCUCCGAUGUUGGCGUUGGUCUGUUGGUCCAACCACUCUACAUCUCUACUUUGGUCAGCCGGUUGAAACAAAAACGUAUCGACUGCAUUUCCCACAAGGGAUUGUUUGCCAUAAUUACUUUCUUUUGUACAUCCUCGCUCUUGAAUGUUGUAACCAUAAGUGUGGACAGGUUCUUAGCUGUUCAUCUUCAUCUCAGAUAUCAAGAACGUGUGACUCACAAGCGCGUCAUCGCUGCGGUGAUAUCAAUAUGGCUGUUAAGCGCAAUUAUUUCUUCGAGUGUCUUUUGGAAUCCACUGUUCAUCAUCUCACAGGUUGCAGGGUUCGUGAACAUGACUGUUUGCCUCAUUCUGGUAGUAAUUGUCUACUGGAGGAUUUAUAUUGUCAUAAAGCGACACAAAAUCCAUAUUGAAGGCCUUCAAAUCCAAGGAGUACAACAGGGAGUUCAAAAUGGCGACUUAUCUAACUUUUUGAAGCUUCGAAAGUCAGCUCUUGGAACAUUUUAUGUAUGUAUUGUGUUCUUGAUUUGUUAUUUGCCUUCCUAUAUUCUCUCUUUUUUAUUCCUGGCUCGCCUUUUAAGUCCAAUCUCUUUCUACGAAGCUUUACUCUAUACAACGACUUUGUUUUUCCUCAACUCGUCUUUGAACCCUGUUAUAUACUGCUUGAAGAUGGGAGCCAUUCGUCGCACUCUCAUCGACAUAAUGCGAGGCAUCGUCAAUCGAUUUAGAGAAUAG